AUGGUCACUCGUCUAUCUAAACGGUGCAGGGAGCUCGACAAGGGCGGCGUGAUAAACGAAGGGAGUGGCAAGAAGGCGGGGGGAGGGGAGUUUCUGGGUGUGCCAGCCGGCCUGGGUUCUUCGCUCAAGUACUGCAUCAAGAAGAAUGGAUUGGGAAAGGCGGCUAGCGAGAUAGCUCGGGAUAUACUCCCGUCAUACGACUGCACCAGGGAGAGGGCGGCAGCUAUCCGAGGCGUGGAGCGAUGCCUGAGCGAGUUUUGCAUCGUGUGGUCGACCGCAAGGCUGCUCGAUUCCCACGCCGAGUCCGCCACAAAGAGCGAUUUCGUUUUCCACCUCAAGCCGCUUCUAGAGCACACCGCUGCUCGUGACCGCCACGAGGCAGUGCUAGUGCUGUGCAGAGGGAUUUUCACGCCACAAAAUGAUGUGGUGGAGUCCAAGUGGGAGCACCAUGUCUUUGCAGCGGUGUUCCAACCGAAGUCGGGUGGAUCUUCUCUGGCCAGCGCUUUUGCUGAGGUUCAAGAAGGGAGCGCAGAGCAUCCCCGAGCGUUGCGGGCCGCCAGGCAGGCGUUUCCCUUCUUGGAGCCUCUCACAAGGUGGUCUUGGCGCUGCCGGACACCAGAGACCUCCUCUACUGACAACGACGGCGAGACUGGCACCGGCGAUGUGAAUGAGGAUGACACCAAAGCGGGACGGGAAGGGAGUGGGAGGAGAAAGAGGGGGCGUGACAACACGGGAGUUGCAUCGCUAUUGGUGGCGUUGGCGAAGGCUGACCCUUCGGGAGAGACAAUAAAAUCCAUGAUGCGGUGGGCUAUCGAGGGUCUGAUGCCGGAACAGGUGGGGGAAGCUCCGUGGAGUGCCACCGGCACAUUGGCGGACAGAAAUGAGGUCGCGCGCUGUCUCAUGUCAACUCGAGAAAUGUUUUCCGACUGUCGAGACGCUAGACACCUCAGCUGGAUGCGGGCCUGUCGGGAAGCUGGGGACGUGCUGAGUCUACUGGUCGGAGUUCUGGAUGACGAUGGCCUAGAAGGAGAGGAUUUGACGAGAGAGGUUAACCACGCAAUGUUCGUCACGACGUUCCUGCGGAGUAUGCCUGAGGGUGCCAAGGCCAGACGCGGGUACGAGAGACUCAUAGGCUCGGGAAGAGUCCCCGGCGAAGACAUGUCCUUCAGCGCCGAGAGGGGGUCGAGGGAAAGAGUCACCAGCUGGAAGGAGGCCGCGAGGGUGAUGGAUCUCGGAAUGGCCUCAGUUCUCCGCGUGUCCGAGGACAAAAUUCGCACCGAGAAAUUCCGGCAAGCGCUUUCAAGCGUGCUGAGGACAUGGCGAUCUCCUCAAAUCCUGGCAGACUACUACAAUAUCCAACAAAAAGAACGAAAGGUAAUGGGGAACUACAUUCGAUUCCUCAGAGCUCUGCUAGGGGCAUCGGACGAGAGCCUGCACGAUAUGCGCUUCCGGGACCCGGCAAAUGCGCAACAGAUGCAGCACCUCCCCGCUAGGGCACGUCAGCUCUGGGAGGCCGAGCCGUGCACGCUGGCGGGUACUACAGAUCCGUGUGUGAUAUUCCGUAUGGGAGAGGACACAAGGUCUUGCAUGGGCAUCCAACGUUCUUGCAUAAAGACGAACCGUGGGCUCCUAGGCUACCUCAUCCAAGGGAACGUGCGUUUCGUCGGAGUGCAGUCUACAAGGGAUGGCCGUAUGGAUGCCCGCGCCGUAUUGAGAAUGUUGGUGCGCUCGGACAACAAAGAAGCCGUGCUUUUCAUGGACAAGAUAUACUACAGUUCCAACCGCGACGCAUCUUUAGAACGGCAGGUCAUCGAGGAAGCAAAGAACGUAAGCGAUGCCUUGGGCAUUCCCCUCUUUCGUGCCGGCGACACCGUUCCGCGCCCUCCGAAGAUGGAAGACGAUAAAGCUCUUGCAGGUCUAAGUGGCCCCCGAGCCAUUCUUGCAAGGAGAAAGCCAAAGGUCUGCCAUCUGCUAGAGGUCAACGGAUUGGCAAGGUUCGUGCACUCAGAUGCUCCUGUGGCGCCCCUCGACACGGCUGGAAUGCUUGUCAGAGAAGACCCAAUCCCGGGUACAAACUACGACAUUGGAAGACUUAUCUUAGCCGAGCUGUGCUACACGGAAACGGAAAGCUUAUAAUAGUUCAUGGCCGUCCUUGUAUAACCCACGAAUGACUUGCUCGCGAAGCCUGAUAGAAUUAGUGGAUGUGCCGCCAUUCUGUGGAUAGAGUUGACUUGUUGAUAAAGAAUUUUGAGGGCCGUGGAGAAAAUAUGGCGUCAUUGGGGGUAUACGUUGUGGGUGCAGCGGCUUGUGCAAAGGGCUUUGUAAAAUAUGAAAUCAGUCGGCAGGCACGAAAUGUGGCACUGUACGUCUUGCCCUGCUGUUUAGGUGUUCGGAAAGUCUUUGUGGUAGUGUCAUCUGCUUGCCGCUGGUUUUCCAGUACCUCGAAGCCAAGGUCGCUAAAACCUCGCCAAGGUCAUAAGAUAGGCGACGUCGCGAAGGAGGGCAGAACGCAGCUACCUGGGACUAGGUUAUCUCCCGCGGUUCCUGGGGGCAGCAUGUAUCUCUCUCGGAGCUCUUCGCUGAGGGGGAUUGACAGCAGUAUCCCGAACCAACCUGCAGGCUGGCGAUUUUGAUUCAUGUGUUGACUGGGGCCUGCGCUCCCCUUGUGGAUAGAGUAAAAGAGGUCGGGCUUGCGCAGAAAUGUUGUAGACAGUUUGGGAAGAGAUAUUUGCGGAACAAAAUGGUGUCAAGGUCAGGAAAAAAAUAGGCAAAAUAGUCAU
Molecule: messenger RNA, 2780 nt
Organism: Ectocarpus siliculosus
Lineage: Eukaryota; Phaeophyceae; Ectocarpales; Ectocarpaceae
Source: the annotation of a GenBank genome assembly